This is a messenger RNA of Racocetra persica, 1228 nucleotides long. NCBI's taxonomy places the organism in Eukaryota, Fungi, Glomeromycota, Glomeromycetes, Diversisporales, Gigasporaceae. The record is from the annotation of a GenBank genome assembly.
AUGCAACGAAUAGAGGAGCAUUAUAACAAAUUAAAAAAUCAACUUCAAAGUCUUCAAAAUGCUAAAAAAAAUUUAGCUAAAUCACAACCUUAUGAAGCAAAAGACUUUCUUAAACAAAGCAUCUUACCUAAACAUCAACAGGAAAAACACGCAAAAAGAGAAUCAUUGCUUGAUGAUGAGGAUCUCAAACUGGUGACUUGUACCUGGUUACGUUUUAUUCUACCAAAAGAUCAUUCCCCUUUAGCACUAAAGAAAGAAUUAGAAACAAAUAUCUUUCCUAAAUUGCUUGGAGUCUAUUUCGAUAGAUAUAAACAUGAAGACGUGCGAGAAUAUCAUAAAGAAUGGGUGAUGAGAAUGAUGAAUUAUCAAAAAAAAAUAGAACAAUAUGAUGGUAAUAAGAUGGAAAAUGUCAUACCUCCAGAACAGCUUGAAAUUUGGGAUAUGCGCCAUGUUUUGGUUACUCAUGAUGAAAUAGAAGAUAAAGAGUCCAUUAUCAAGAAAAAAGGCCAAGGGUUAGCAAUUAUGGUUAGUGUCUUCUUGUGUGCAUGCUAUAGUCCUUUGCACCUUACAGAGGCUGAUGCUAUACGACUUGGGCUGGACCGAGAGGCCCAAGUUAUUAUAAAGCCAGGACAACAAGCUGAUAGUUAUUGGAAAAAAUUGCAAACACGACAACAACCUUUUAUUAUUGGUUUUAAUAAUAACAAUGCGGAUGAAAAAAAUUCUGAACAAUUUUUUCCUCAUGCAUCUUUUUGUUUACCAGAUGUUUCCUUUAGCGAUGUUCAUAAACAAGUUAACUAUCGCAAAACAUAUGUAACGAUUAAUAGAUUGUCUAAAAAAGCAAUUCAAACUAGGAUAGAUGCUGGCUCUAAUGCUAUACAAGAACUAGAAAAUUUUAUGAACGGUUUUAUUACUAAGUACACACCAAAAAAAAAGAAACCCCGAUUCAUAAAAAGAACAAGAGGCAAUAUGAAUAUGAAAAUGAGACUAGUUCAAGUUAUAGUUCUAGUGAUGAAGAAGGUUUUAUUGCAGUUGAAAACCCAAUUGUUCGCUCGAAAAGAGGCGCUCCAAGAAAAAAGUGACUUAAAGGAUUCCAUGAAUUCGAAAGCAAAAAUAAAAAAAACUAAAGAACAUUCGGAAAUACCAAAAGGUAGAAAACCAACUCAAUGUCAACAAUGUCAAAAUACUGGACAUAAUAGAGCUGGUUGUGAAGCAUGGCAUCAACAGCAAG